ACGCCGUUAAAUUACGUAACAUAACACCGUUAACUUAACGUCGUUUAGAUGAACUGAGUUACUACUUAAACUGUAAUAACGAUUGUAUAAAAAGAACUCCAGUUCCUCAUCUCCUAAACAAAGAGACAGACAGAGAGAAUCGGCCAAGAAAGUGAGAAAGCUCUCUCCCUCAUCUGCGAGGUGACAAUUGUGCAUGGUAGAUUCAUCUAUCAUCUACAAGCUAUAAGUCGCAGAUCUAAGGGAGUAUCUCUCGAAUUUCAACCACCACAUAAUCUAACGUUAUAAGUUAAAAGCUGUGGUUGAUGGAGUUUCCACAUUCUCGUGUCUUUGAAGCACAAGGGAGAAAAAAACCAACGCAUGAUUUUUUAUCAGCCUGCAGUAAUUCCAACGUCCAUCCUGCAGAUCCAAUGCCUUCAUCUCAAGGUGGGUAUCCGAAAACUCAUGAUUUUCUACAACCGUUCGAACAUGUUGGAACAAGAGCUAGUGCCAAGGAGGAAGGGACCAGAGGUAGUGAUGACACAACGGUGGCAUCGUCGGAGCUGAAGUCACCGUACGUUCAUAACCAGCACGUGCUUCCCGGUGGUAUAGGGACUUACACGAUCAGUCAAAUGCCUUACUUGAAUCAUAACCAUCUUCAGCGAGUUCCUAAACCAAAGGUCUCUCCGAUGUUUACGGUGUCCCAAGCUAGCUGUAACGAGAGGAACGCAGUCGAGGAUAAUUCGGUUUCUAAUUGCAGCUCUUACGCUGCAAAGAAUGGGUUCACUCUGUGGAAUGAAUCUAUAGAGAAGAAAGGGCAUACAAGAAAGAGGCAGAGCCAGAGUUUCAUAGACAUGAUAAAGUCUGCCAAAGGAAGUUCUCAGGAGGAUGAUAUGGACGAUGAUGAUGAAGAGUUUGUUACGAAUAAAGGGAGCAACACAUCCACUAGUCAGUCCCAGAGAGUGGAUUUGAGAGUCAAAGUAGAUAAGAAAGGUCAUGGUAACGAACAAAAGCCGAACACUCCUAGGUCAAAACAUUCUGCAACAGAGCAACGGAGGAGGAGCAAGAUCAAUGAUAGAUUUCAAACGUUGAGACAAUUGAUCCCUAACAGCGACCAAAAGCGGGACAAGGCGUCAUUCUUACUAGAGGUUAUUCAAUACAUUCACUUCUUACAAGAGAAAGUAGACAAACACGAGCCACCUGAAGGAACUGUUCCAGUCCUCGCAGAGGCUCAAGCCGUCGACAUGGAGCAUCAACAGUGUCUGAAAAGGGCAAUGGAUACGACUUCGUUUCCUGUGUUGGGUCAAAGGAACAGUUUCUUCUCUCCAGAAUUGUCACAGCUUUGUCCAGUUUCAUCAUCAGAUGUUGCUGCAAUGGAAUGUGAAAAUCUGAGAGAAGAGGAGGAGGUAGAGGAGCUUUCUAUUCAUAAGGGCACGAUCAAUAUAUCAAGUGUUUACUCCCAAGGGUUAUUGAAAACAUUGUCAGAAACACUUCAAACAUCAGGAGUGGACUUGUCCAGGUCAAGGAUCUCUGUACAAAUCAAGCUCUCUAAACAGCCUCAAGAGGAAGAAGAAGUUCAUCGGAAGGUUCGACCUCAUCUCCAAAGUGGAGAUGAAAACCACAACGAUGACGAAAACAAUAACAUCAAGCAGUCGCGUGCACAAAAGAAAUUGAAAAAACACCACAGCAUCAGAAACAUAUAAUAGAGAAACAGAGUAACACUAAGGCCAAUUCUUAUUUUUAUCCAUUUGUAGCAUCGGCUUGAAGAUGGAUCACACAAAAGGGUUAUAUUUGAUUCUUAUAUAUAUAAUUUUUUGACAUCAAAAUGCUAUUCUAUAAUUCGUAUUUGAGAUGGUAUAAAAUUAAAAACGGAAUAGAA
This is a messenger RNA of Brassica rapa (field mustard), 1855 nucleotides long. RefSeq names its product transcription factor BIM1. Gene Ontology annotation, molecular function: protein dimerization activity; DNA-binding transcription factor activity. Lineage: Eukaryota; Viridiplantae; Streptophyta; Magnoliopsida; Brassicales; Brassicaceae. Gene Ontology annotation, biological process: DNA-templated transcription. The record is from RefSeq and is a predicted model, not a curated record.